This is a messenger RNA of Emiliania huxleyi CCMP1516, 1059 nucleotides long. RefSeq lists its product as hypothetical. The coding region runs from base 1 to 1059 and encodes 352 amino acids. Gene Ontology annotation, molecular function: kinase activity. The record is from RefSeq and is a predicted model, not a curated record. The transcript has a single exon. NCBI's taxonomy places the organism in Eukaryota, Haptophyta, Isochrysidales, Noelaerhabdaceae.
AUGUCGGACUCGCGGGCAAAGUGCCACUUUGCGCUCGUUGGCGGCGUGUACAUCGACGAGAUCCACGAGGUUGCUGCUUACCCUUCGGAGGACAGCGCGAUCAGGGCGGCGUCAGUGCAGCGCCGUCGCGGUGGCAACGUCGGCAACUCUGCAGCGGUGCUCUCUCAGCUGGACGCCGGGUCGGUGGAAUGGGUCGGCGUCGUGCCCGCCAACGGCGGAGACGGCGCGGUGGCAUUUGCCCUCGACUCGCUGCACGCCUACAACGUGAGGACGGAGCGGCACGAGCGUGUGCAAGGCGAGGCGAUUGGCAUGCCCACCUCGAUGAUCCUCUCGAGCCGGGCAACCGGCUCACGCACCAUCGUCUCCUCCCGCCGAGGCCUCCGAGAGCUGUGCGCAGAGUACUUCAGCCGCGAGGUGCUCCCCGCCCUCGUGCGUGAGCACCCGGUGCUGUGGCUGCACUUUGAGGGCCGGGAGCCCGGCAGCGUGGCCCGCAUGGUGGCCGAGGCGGACAGGGCGAGGCUUGCUGCGUGGCGCCUCUCGGUCGAGGUGGAGAAGCCCACCUUCACGCCGGAGGCGGUGCUCACGCUGCUCGCCGGUGCGGACGUCGCCUUCGUGUCGCGCGAGUGGGUGCUGAGGAACGCGGCUGCUCUGCUGGGCGGCGAGGCGGCCUCACGCCAGAGGCAGACGGAGCGGCUUGACGACUGCCACCUCGCCAUCGCCACCCUGCGCGCGCUAGCAGGUCGCUCCCUCGCGGCCGCGAAGCGAGGCAGCGCCGGCGUGACUUGGGUCUGCGCCUGGGGCGCCCUCGGCGCGUUUGCGCUCACCGGGGUUCGGGACGAGGGCGGGCGCGUCGUCGAGACGUGUGCGGUUUUGGCGGCCGCCAGCGCCGUGGAGCGGGUGGUGGACAGCGUCGGGGCGGGUGACACCUUCAACGCGGCGGUCAUUGCCUCCCUCGCCGCCGGGGUGGGCGCGGGCGAGGCGCUACGCGCGGGCUGCCUCGUGGCGGGCCGAAAGGUGGCGCAAGCGGGCUUUGAUGGGCUUACGCUUCCGCCAAGCUGA